GCCCAGGGAGCCACCUUCUCAAGAGGCUGACAACAAGACCCAAGGAGUCAUGAACGUCACCAAGGGGGGCCUGAUCAUCUUCACAGCGAACUCGAAUCCUGCGGGCAGGGAGCUGGGAAAAAGGAUUGCUGAGUGCUCUUUUGGAUUGAGAUGUGGUGACUGUGGAGGCCCUUUGAAUGCAGUGAAUUCAUUGACAUGUUCAAGAAAUCAGUCUGAGAUGACAUGAACUUUGUGACAUGGCGUGUUUUCCGGCUGGAAGUACCCAUUAGAAGCUGGGUCAUAAAUCAUAAAUGGCCAUAAAUGGAUGGACAUGGUCAGCAACAAGACUCAGGUAGGCUGUGGCAUAUGAACAAUGCUCAGUUGGUAUUAAGGGGCUCAAAGUAUGCCAAGAAAAUAUCCCACAUACCAUUACACUACCAGCAGCAGCAAUAACUUGAAUUAUUGUCACAAGGUAGGGUGGAUACAUGCUUUCAUGUUGUUUAUGCCAAAUUCUGACCCGACCAUGUCAAUAUCGUAGCAGAAAUCGAGACUAAUCUGAGUUUUUCCAGUUUUGCAUUGUCUAAUUUUGGUGAGCCUAUGCCCACUGUAGCCUGUUUCCUGUUCUAAGCUGACAGGAGGGACACCCAGGUUGGUCCUCUGCUGCUGUAGCCCAACUGCUUCAAGGUUUGACAUGUUGUGCGUUCAGUGAAGCUCUUCUGCAUACCUUGGUUGUAACGCGUGGACUUACUGGAGUUACUGUGGCUUUUCUAUCAGCUUUGACCAGUCUGACCAUUCUUCUCUGGCCUCUGUCAUCAUCAAGGCAUUUUCACCCAGACUACCACCACUCACUGGAUAUUUUCUUUUUCAGCCCAUUCUCUGUGAACCGUCGAGAUGGUUGUGUGUGAAAAUCCCAGCAGGUCAUCAGUUUGACAUUCUUGUACCAGCCCCUUCGGCACCGACAGCCAUGCCAAAGUCACUCUCUUGCCCAUUCUGGUGACGUGAACGUUAACUGAAGCUGCUGACCUGUAUCUACAUUGUAAAAAUUACGCUGCUGACCUAUGGUUGGCAUAUUAGAUAUUUGCUUAAACAAGCAGUGGAACAGGUGUACCUAAUAAUGUGGCCAGUGAGAGUAUAUUACAGUGGGUUAUUGUCUUACGUGAGGUUAAAAUGUGUGGUAUAAAAAAAUUGCCUUCGAUUAAAUAUAGUUAAAAUGAUGUGGCACAAGUCAGAAAUAAAACGUUGCGUAGUUACGCCUUUGUUACGGUGAGGAAGAGAGUCUGCUGUAUUUACCUUGCCGGCCCAUUGUUUAUUAAAGCUUGUUAGUAUUUUUUCCUUCUGGUUGGACUCUUGUAUUCGCCUCAUGCUUGUGGUUCAAUUCGCGUCCUGCAGGCGUCUCGGGGUCGAGCUGGGCAAGGUGCAGGUGUAUCAGGAGGCCAACCGAGAGACUCGUGUGCAGAUCCAGGAAUCUGUGCGUGGCAAAGAUGUUUUCAUUAUCCAGACCGUUUCCAGGGACGUGAACACGACCAUCAUGGAGCUGCUGAUCAUGGUGUACGCCUGCCGCACUUCCUGCGCCCACAGCAUCACCGGCGUAGUGCCCUACUUCCCGUACAGCAAGCAAUGCAAGAUGAGGAAGCGGGGCUCCAUCGUCACCAAGCUGCUGGCCUCUAUGAUGUGCAAAGCGGGCCUGACCCAUCUGAUCACCAUGGACCUGCACCAGAAGGAGAUACAGGGCUUCUUCAACAUCCCCGUGGACAAUUUGCGUGCCUCUCCGUUCCUCCUGCAGUACAUCCAGGAGGAGAUCCCCGACUAUAGAAACGCGGUAAUUGUGGCCAAAUCUCCAGCUUCUGCCAAAAGGGCGCAGUCCUUUGCUGAGAGGCUGCGGCUCGGGAUCGCGGUGAUCCAUGGCGAGGCACAGGAUGCCGAAUCGGACCUGGUGGAUGGACGCCACUCCCCACCCAUGGUGAAGAACGUGGCCGCCAUUCACCCCAGCCUGGAGAUCCCCUUGCUGAUCCCAAAGGAGAAGCCGCCGAUCACGGUGGUGGGAGAUGUGGGUGGCCGGAUCGCCAUCAUCGUGGAUGACAUCAUUGAUGACGUGGACAGCUUUGUGGCCGCCGCAGAGACUCUGAAAGAGAGGGGGGCCUACAAGAUCUUCAUCAUGGCAACGCAUGGCAUCCUGUCCUCGGACGCCCCUCGCCUAAUUGAGGAGUCUGCCAUCGACGAGGUGGUAGUGACCAAUACCAUCCCCCAUGAGAUCCAGAAGCUACGUUGCCCCAAGAUCAAGACCGUGGACAUCAGCAUGAUUCUGUCUGAAGCCAUCCGCCGCAUUCACAACGGGGAGUCUAUGUCGUAUCUGUUUCGCAACAUUGGACUGGAUGACUGAGUUUUGGAGAGGGGGGGGCACUUUGACACAAUCAAUCUUCCCCGACGCCAUUCUACGUCUUUUUUGUUCUUUUCACGUGAAAAAGUCAGCUUUGGUCUUUCUUCCGUUGGUUGCCCUUGGUUAUGUUGAAAUGCUUUAACUUGUAGUCCAGUAAAGUUGUUAUUGUUGUUCAUGUUAUUAUUAAUCGGCCUUCCUUUAACAAGCAACCUUACGGCAAGUUGGCGUAACCAUAUCAUGGUAAUUAAGACUGACGUAACUAGAUCGUGGUCACGUUAUCCCGGUAAAUCUUGCCGAGAAAUGUAGGCCUGGCGUUACAUAACCCAAUAUCUAUCUGUGGCUCUCCGUGCAAACCGCAUAGGUUAGUGAUCUUCUCUCAUUUCUGCGACUGUCGUUUCUUCAUCUGUCAUGUGCAGCCUCAUUCUUUAAAUUUCCUUCCCCGCUCUUUACAGCCCUCGUCUGGCAGGACUUAUGGCAUUCUCAGCCCCCGAUGAUCAAGACGUGUCUCGGCGUCACAUGUUGACAAGUACGCCUUCGCUCAUGGUAAUGACACUGCUCUUUCUGAGGCAGCCCGGAGCAGAUUAACAGCCCCUGAUUGCUACGUUGCUGGUGGGGAAAUUCACAGCAGUGGGUCUGUCGGUUCCUUUGUUGCGGAGACAGACGCUCUAAGAUGCCAAAUGAGAUGAUUAGUGUGCUGAUUUUUCAUUUUUUGCCUUUUGGUGCAGUAAUCUAAGUGGUGGGAAUUUUGAUAAACGGUUGCACUUUGUUGCCCUCUGUCCUUUAAACUAUUACAGCAUUGCAAUCCGGCAUUUUCCAGGAGCCUGGGAGUUAGUCAUGGGGUGUAUUAAAAGGUACCGUUUCACUAAGAGUGUAGACCUUCAGACUGUGCUAGAAGAACACUGACCAGAAACCAGGUAGACCUGGUCAAUAUAUAGUAAGUCUAAAUAUUCCUGGGCAUAAACCUAGUAUUUGAAGUUUCAUUUUCUGUACAAAACUAACACUCUUCACAGGCUUUGCUUUCGUUGUCGGCAGCCUGCAAUGACACACAUUGUUGUACAUCGACUAAAAUUUGGUAGAUGCCAUUCCACAGAGACAAGGCCGCUAUGACCUCUGGUGAACCAUUUAAAAGGGUCGUAUAACCAAGAAUUUGAGGAGCCUGUUUUAAGGGACCUCCGGAUUGUCUUCGAGUGUUAACCCGAAAGGAACGGCUUAUUUAUUUUUGGCAAGUUCGAUCAAAUAAACGGAGAACUGAGAGCCGCCGUCUACCAUA
Molecule: messenger RNA, 3626 nt
Organism: Paramormyrops kingsleyae
Lineage: Eukaryota; Metazoa; Chordata; Actinopteri; Osteoglossiformes; Mormyridae
Source: RefSeq, a predicted model, not a curated record